AAAGUGCAGCGGGGUGGGGCUCAUCAGUAGAAACCAGCAGACUUCAGUAGAGUCUCCGUCUGUCUUCAGUCGCGCGCUUUAUGCUAAUCACUCUGCGCGCACGAGCCCUGUGGAGGAGAGUUGAGCGGGCGCCAGCAGCAGUUUGGCUCGUGCGCUCGGCCGUUAGUUUGUCCUCCGGUCCGUCGGUUCUUUCUCCGCGGCUCUCAGCCUCCUCUCCUCCCCGCGCAGCGCUGCAGUUUGUCGGUGCGGCUCCGGUUCCUCCUCCCGGGCUGAAAGCUCCGGGUCCCGUCGUCCUCGCCUCGCUCGGUCCGCUCGGUUCUCUCUCUCAGAGUCUGGUCUCCGGUGUCAGGUCCGGGAUUCACCGUCGGUUUGGACCCGGUUCUCCUUCACCCGCUCCUUUACUUCAGCCAUAAAGGUUUUUCAGACCCGGUUCUCCGGCUCCGUUGGUCCGGUUCAGACAUGGGUUGGACUGUCCCGGUUCUGCUCUCAGUGAUCUGGGUCCAGCUCACAGCGGGAGUCCCGGACGGACCGGACGUUCAGGUGAUUGAUGUGUUGAGUCUCCAGGACUCGAGGCAGAGCGUGGCGGCGGUGGAGAAGCUGUCCGGCGGCCUAAGCGCGCUCAGUGACAUGUACGUGGUGUCGACGCUGCGGCUGCCGGCGAAGCUGGGCGGCGUCCUGUUCGGUCUCUACAGCAAACAGGACAACAGGAAGUACCUGGAGGUCGCCGUCAUGGGGAAGAUCAAUAAAGUCCUGGUUCGUUACAUCCGAGCCGACGGGAAGCUCCACACCGUCAACCUGCAGAACGCCAACCUGGCUGACGGCCGGACUCACUCCAUCAUCCUGAGGCUCGGAGGUCUUCACCGCGACCUCAUCAACAUGGAGCUCUACGUCAACUGCCGCCUGGCCGACUCCAGCCAGGGCCUGCCGCCUCUGGUCGCUCUACCCCGGGAGGCCGAGAUGGUGGAGAUCAGACACGGACAGAAGGCCUACGCCCGACUGCAGGGUGCAGUGGAGUCCCUCAGACUGGCUCUAGGGGGCAGCGUUGCUAAAGCUGGAGCUCUGACCGACUGUCCAUUCCAGGGAGACUCCUCAGCCUACAACACAGUGAGCGGGGAAGUCAACUCCAUCCUGGGUGAUCACACCAAGGCUCUGAUUGGUCAGCUCAUCAUCUUCAACCAGAUCCUGGGAGAGCUGCGGCAGGACAUCAGAGAACAGGUGAAGGAGAUGGCCCUGAUCAGAAACACCAUCCUGGAGUGUCAGGUUUGUGGUUUCCACGAGCCUCGUUCCCGCUGUUCUCCAAACCCCUGUUACAAAGGUGUGUCCUGUAUGGAGAGUCUGCAGUAUCCUGGCUUCACCUGUGGACCCUGUCCACCUGGAACCACCGGCAACGGGACGUACUGUCGCGACAUCGACGAGUGUGAGCUGCAGCCCUGUUUCUCUCCUGGAGCCUGUGUGAACACUGUGGGGGGGUUCACCUGUCAGCCCUGUCCUCCCGGCCUGUGGGGGGCGCCGCUGGCUGGAACCGGACUGGACUACGCCAAGACACACAAACAGGAGUGUGUGGACAUCGAUGAGUGUGUAGAUCUUCCUGACGCCUGUGUAUCAAACUCUGUCUGCAUCAACACUGUGGGUUCCUACAAGUGUGGCGGCUGUAAACCCGGUUUCCUCGGUAACCAGACGUCAGGUUGCUUCCCCAGGAAGUCGUGCGCUGCAUUGACCUUUAACCCCUGCGACACCAACGCCCACUGCGCCAUGGAGAGGAACGGAGAGGUUUCCUGCAGGUGUAAUGUGGGCUGGGCAGGUAACGGUAACACCUGUGGAGUGGACACAGACAUCGACGGGUAUCCAGACCGCUCUCUGCCCUGUAUGGACAACGACAAACACUGUAAACAGGACAACUGUGUGUUCACUCCAAACUCCGGUCAAGAGGACGCCGACAACGACGGGAUCGGAGAUCAGUGUGACGAGGACGCAGACGGAGACGGCAUCAAGAACGUGGAGGAUAACUGCCGACUGGUCCCGAACAAAGACCAGCAGAACUCGGACAGUGACUCAUUUGGAGACGCCUGCGAUAACUGUCCCAACGUCCCCAACAGCGACCAGAAAGACACAGACAACAACGGACAGGGAGACGCCUGCGACCAGGACAUCGACGGAGACGGUAUUCCUAACGUCCUGGAUAACUGUCCCAAGGUCCCGAACCCGAUGCAGACGGACAGAGACAGAGACGGAGUGGGAGACGCCUGUGACAGCUGUCCUGAGCUCAGUAACCCCAUGCAGACGGACAUCGAUAACGACCUGGUGGGAGACGUCUGUGACACCAACCAGGACACGGACGGAGACGGUCUCCAGGACAGCAGAGACAACUGUCCCGACAUCCCCAACAGCUCCCAGCUCGACUCCGACAACGACGGCCUCGGAGACGACUGCGACCACGACGACGACAACGACGGCGUCCUCGACGACUACGACAACUGCAGACUCAUCGUCAACCCGAACCAGAAAGACUCAGACGUGAACGGUGUAGGAGACGUGUGUGAGAACGACUUUGAUAACGAUGCUGUGAUGGAUCUGAUCGACGUCUGUCCUGAGAGCGCUGAGGUCACUCUGACAGACUUCAGAGCCUAUCAGACCGUGAUCCUGGACCCGGAGGGCGACGCCCAGAUCGACCCCAACUGGGUGGUGCUGAAUCAGGGGAUGGAGAUCGUCCAGACCAUGAACAGCGACCCUGGUCUCGCUGUGGGCUACACGGCGUUUAACGGUGUCGACUUUGAGGGAACGUUUCACGUGAACACGGUGACGGACGACGACUACGCCGGCUUCAUCUUCGGGUACCAGGACUCGUCCAGUUUUUACGUGGUGAUGUGGAAACAGACGGAGCAGAUGUACUGGCAGUCCAUCCCCUUCAGGGCCAACGCCCAGCCCGCCCUGCAGCUUAAGGCGGUGAAGUCUCGGACUGGACCAGGUGAGUUUCUGAGGAACGCUCUGUGGCACACCGGGGACACACCUGGAGAGGUGAAGCUGCUCUGGAAGGACCCGAGGAACGUCGGCUGGAGGGACAAGACCUCGUACCGCUGGCAGCUCAGCCAUCGGCCCCAGGUCGGAUACAUCAGGGUGAAGCUGUUUGAGGGGAUGGACAUGGUGGCCGACUCCGGCGUCGUGAUCGACACCACGAUGAGAGGAGGAAGACUCGGCGUCUUCUGCUUCUCCCAGGAAAACAUCAUCUGGUCCAACCUGCGCUACAGGUGUAACGACACGGUGCCUGAAGAUUUCCAGACUCAUCGUAAACAAGUUCUGAUGCACAUUCAGGUCUGAGAGCUGCAGACGGACUGUCCACACACACACACACACACACACACACACACACACACACACACACACACACACUACCCUGAACAACAGCCUCUCUGAAUGAAUCCACUUUAACUGUAGUUUGAUUGACUGAGUGACUGAGUGUGUGUCAGUGUGUGUGUGUGUGUGUGUGUGUGUGUGUGUAUGUGUGUGUGUGUGUGUGUGUGUGUGUCUCAGAGUGUCAGUCUGGGGGAACACUGACGAAGAGCAUCUGAACGCACCGUCCGUGUCGGUCUGUGUGACGUUUAAACGUCAGUGGGGACGUGUGAGGAGUUCAACUACGACUCCCAAGAUGCAUUUCACUGACAAACAGCCAAUCACAGAGGAAGAAAGAAAGAUUUGUGAUUGUGGGAAUUGACCAGCAGCUCCUCACACGUCAACACUGUUUUAUUUUGUGGGGGGGUCAGAGGUCGAUCAUGUCCGUCGGUCCUCGUUUCGUCUGUUUAUGAGUUUAUCUGAACAUUAGUAACCUUCAGGUAACCCCGCCCCCAGACGACCCUGCUGAGAACUGAUAAGCUAACGUCACAGAGAGGGAACAGUGGAAUAUUCCUUUACAUGUUUCUGUGUUUUCAAAUGUACAGAUCUUUGUUAAAAUAAACUCCUCCACUUUUACUAAAA
Lates calcarifer (barramundi perch) is the source of this 3969-nucleotide messenger RNA. It is a transcript of the gene thbs3a, whose product is annotated as thrombospondin 3a. NCBI's taxonomy places the organism in Eukaryota, Metazoa, Chordata, Actinopteri, Centropomidae. Gene Ontology annotation, biological process: cell adhesion. The transcript is spliced from 23 exons. The coding region runs from base 460 to 3315 and encodes 951 amino acids. The record is from RefSeq and is a predicted model, not a curated record. Gene Ontology annotation, cellular component: extracellular region. Gene Ontology annotation, molecular function: calcium ion binding.